Messenger RNA from Scheffersomyces coipomensis, 939 nucleotides. It is a transcript of the gene CCC1, whose product is annotated as Ccc1p. Gene Ontology annotation, cellular component: fungal-type vacuole membrane. The record is from RefSeq and is a predicted model, not a curated record. The transcript has a single exon. Gene Ontology annotation, biological process: intracellular manganese ion homeostasis. NCBI's taxonomy places the organism in Eukaryota, Fungi, Ascomycota, Pichiomycetes, Serinales, Debaryomycetaceae. Bases 1 to 939 code for a protein of 312 amino acids. Gene Ontology annotation, molecular function: manganese ion transmembrane transporter activity; iron ion transmembrane transporter activity.
AUGUCAGUGGUUGCCAUUAAAAAUGUGGUGGCAUCAUUAUUAACUAAAUCCAAUGCCAAUGAACCAUCAAAUCAAUUAUUAUCCAAUAACAACAAUAGUCAAAAUCCUUAUGGUUCUACUUCAGAUACCCUUAGUCCAAACGAUAGAGGUGAUCAAAUAGGUCAUGAUGAAGCUUUUAUUCAAAAUGCUGUAUCAUCAGCCGCAUCCUCUAUAUUAGAUAAUGAAAAUAAAGAAACUGAAGAAGAAGGUUUCUUUAAUAAAUUCGAUCCAAGAGUAAUGUCGGAUAUUAUAAUUGGUUUAUCUGAUGGUUUGACUGUUCCAUUUGCUUUAACAGCUGGUUUAUCUUCAUUAGGUGAUUCUAAAUUGGUUAUUACUGGUGGUAUGGCUGAAUUAGUUUCAGGAGCUAUUUCAAUGGGAUUAGGUGGUUAUUUAGCUGCUAGAUCUGAAUCUGAAUAUUAUAAAUCUCAAGUUAAAAAAGAAAAAUUGGAAUUUUUUAAAAAACCAGAACAAGUUAAUCAAGAUGCUGCUGAAAUUAUGUUUGAAUUAGGUGCAAGUGAGACUACUAUUGCAUCAUUCUUAAGAGAUUUAGAUCUGCAACCUAAGAAUUUAAUUGAUUUCGUUAUUAGAUUUGGUAAAGGUUUAGAAGAACCUGCUGAAGGUAGAGAAUUUACUUCUGCUUUAACGAUUGGAAUAUCAUAUUUCUUAGGAGGAUUUGUACCAUUAGUACCAUAUUUCUUUACCGAUGUCGUUCGUACCGGAUUAUUAAUUUCAGUUAUAGUUAUGUUGAUUACAUUAUUUGCGUUUGGUUAUAUUAAAACUGCUAUAUCAUUAGGUGAUGAUUGUGGAUAUCAUAAAAAAGUAUUUGAAGGGGUACAAAUGGUUGCUAUUGGUUCAGUAGCUGCUGGUGCAGCAUGGACUUUAGUCUAUUUAAUUGAAUAG